Aspergillus clavatus NRRL 1 is the source of this 840-nucleotide messenger RNA. RefSeq lists its product as uncharacterized. The record is from RefSeq and is a predicted model, not a curated record. The coding region runs from base 1 to 840 and encodes 279 amino acids. The transcript has a single exon. NCBI's taxonomy places the organism in Eukaryota, Fungi, Ascomycota, Eurotiomycetes, Eurotiales, Aspergillaceae.
AUGACCUCCCCCUCAUCCUCCCCCAUCGUCUUCUACGAUAUCGCCAUGCGCCCCCCGAUCGAGAAGACCUGUUGCUCACCCAACCCGUGGAAAACGCGACUGGCCCUCAAAUUCAAAAACCGACCAUACCACACCACCUGGGUCCCUUUACCCGAGGUCGCCAACGUCCGCCGCAGCCUCAACAUCCCCGCCUGCCGCCAAUUCGCCGACGGCACCGACUUCUUCACCCUCCCCAUCAUCUCCGACCAGGCCACCGACGCCCUCGUCGGCGACUCCUUCGACAUCGCCGUCUACCUCCAACAGACCUACCCGGACGCAGGCGCCGGCGAUCUCUUCCCCCCACAGCCCCACCCCCUCGACUUCACCCACAACCUCAGCCUGCUCAUCCCGCUCUCCGACCCGCGCCCCAGCCACGCCGCCUUCCCCGACUACGCCCGCUUCAACGCGCACGUCGACGCCGCCUUCACCGCCCACGUCCAGCUCACCGUGGCCCGCUUCCCCUUCGACCCCGCGACGGCCGCGGCCAGCAAGGCCGAGUUUGUGCGGCGCGCCGGCGCAUCGCGCUGGGAGGACUUUGCGCUCGAGGGCGAGGCGCGGGACUCCGUCAAGGCCUCGUUCCGGGAGGCGCUGGGCGGGUUGGCGGCCUUGUUUCGGAGGGAUCCCGCCGGCCCGUUUCUGUUGGGCGCGAGGGCGAGUUAUGCGGAUUUGAUUGUCGGCGCCUGGUUGCGCAUGAUGCGUGCCACUCUGCCGGAGGGGGAGUGGGCGGAGCUGACGGGUUGGCAUGAUGGGGUUUUUGGGCGGUUGCAUGAGGCGUUGGAGGUGUAUGCCGAGGUGAAGUAG